Molecule: messenger RNA, 370 nt
Organism: Meloidogyne enterolobii
Lineage: Eukaryota; Metazoa; Nematoda; Chromadorea; Rhabditida; Meloidogynidae
Source: the annotation of a GenBank genome assembly
CCGAGAAAAAAGUAGAGAAAAAUCCCCUGUCUUAAAUUGGGAGAAUCGACCGAAACAUCAGAAGAAGAUAACUUCCUACAACGAUAAAAACAUAGGCCUCUGCAGCAAAAUCAACUCAGGAAGGAUGAAGAAAUGUUCAAAAAAUCAACUAAAUGGAAACAAAAAGUCUGCUCUGCAACUUGAAAACAAAAAAGGAACUCAACUAAAAUCGCUGCUCUUCUACAAAGUGUUUGACUGGAUUGUAAUAAAACCCCUUUUAACAUUUAUUGCUAACUAUCCAAAUUUCACCUCACUUUGUUUUCCGUCUAUUUACCAAAAAUUUUUCUGUACUCAUGUAAAACAACCCAUAACCCUUUCUUUUUCAACGUAA